AUGCCUGCUUCUGCUCCUUUGGUCAGCGCCGGCGGCUCUAACGCCAACGACAACAUCACCCGCUUCGCUCCCCCCAGCCGAGUGCUCUCCCCUCACAGCCACACCCUCUUCCACAACAAGACAAGAUGUUUCGUCUAUGGUAUGCAGCCCCGUGCUGUCCAGGGUAUGCUCGACUUCGACUUCAUCUGCAAGCGUAGCACGCCCUCCGUCGCCGGUAUCAUCUACACCUUCGGUGGCCAGUACUGGGGAACCAGCGAGACCCUUCUGCCCGUCUACCAGGAUGUCUCCAAGGCCAUGGAGAAGCACCCCGACGUUGACACCGUUGUCAACUUCGCUUCUUCCCGUUCCGUCUACAGCUCCACCAUGGAGUUGAUGCAGUGCCCCCAGAUCAAGUCGAUCGCCAUCAUUGCCGAGGGUGUCCCCGAGCGUCGUGCUCGUGAGAUCCUGGUUACCGCCCAGGAGAAGGGCAUCACCAUCAUUGGUCCCGCUACCGUUGGAGGUAUCAAGCCCGGUGCUUUCAAGAUCGGUAACACCGGCGGUAUGAUGGACAACAUCGUUGCUUCCAAGCUCUACCGCAAGGGUUCCGUUGGUUACGUCUCCAAGUCUGGUGGUAUGUCCAACGAGUUGAACAACAUCGUCUCGCAGAACACCGACGGUGUCUACGAGGGUGUGGCCAUCGGUGGUGACCGUUACCCCGGUACCACUUUCAUCGACCAUCUGCUCCGCUACCAGGCCGAGCCCGACUGCAAGAUCCUGCUCUUGCUCGGUGAGGUCGGUGGUGUUGAGGAGUACCGUGUCAUCGAGGCCGUCAAGAACGGUGUCAUCACCAAGCCCAUUGUCGCCUGGGCCAUCGGUACCUGCGCUAGCAUGUUCAAGACCGAGGUUCAGUUCGGUCACGCCGGUGCCUCCGCCAACUCCCAGCUGGAGACCGCUGUGAACAAGAACCAGGCCAUGCGCGAGGCUGGUAUCCACGUCCCCGAGACCUUCGAGGACCUGCCCCAGACCCUGAAGGAGGUCUACGACGCCGAGGUCCAGAAGGGUCUCAUCAAGCCCCAGCCCGAGCCUGCCGUUCCUAAGAUCCCCAUCGACUACUCGUGGGCCCAGGAGCUGGGUCUCGUCCGUAAGCCCGCUGCUUUCAUCUCCACCAUCUCCGACGACCGUGGCCAGGAGCUCCUGUACGCCGGUAUGCCCAUCUCCGAUGUCUUCAGGGAGGACAUUGGUAUCGGUGGUGUCAUGUCUCUUCUGUGGUUCCGCCGCCGCCUGCCCCGCUUCGCCAGCAAGUUCCUGGAGAUGGUUCUCAUGCUUACUGCCGACCACGGUCCCGCCGUGUCCGGUGCCAUGAACACCAUCAUCACCACCCGUGCCGGCAAGGACCUGAUCAGUGCCCUGGUCUCCGGUCUGCUGACCAUCGGUUCCCGCUUCGGUGGUGCCCUUGACGGUGCCGCCGAGGAGUUCACCAAGGCCUUCGACAAGGGUCUCAGCCCCCGUGACUUCGUCGACGGCAUGCGCAAGGAGAACAAGCUGAUCCCCGGUAUUGGUCACCGUAUCAAGUCCCGUAACAACCCCGAUCUGCGUGUCGAGCUGGUCAAGGAGUACGCCAAGAAGCACUUCCCCAGCACCAAGCUGCUCGACUACGCCAUCGCUGUCGAGACCGUCACCACCUCCAAGAAGGACAACCUGAUCCUGAACGUUGACGGCUGUGUCGCUGUCUGCUUCGUCGACCUCAUGCGCAACUGCGGCGCUUUCUCCCCCGAGGAGGUUGAGGACUACAUGCGCAUGGGUGUCCUGAACGGUCUCUUCGUUCUCGGCCGUAGCAUGGGUCUGAUUGCCCACUACCUCGACCAGAAGCGUCUGCGCACCGGUCUGUACCGUCACCCCUGGGACGACAUCACCUACCUGCUCCCCGCUCUCCAGAAGGGUGGCUCGGAAGGCCGUGUCGAGGUCAACCUCUAA
Aspergillus affinis is the source of this 1953-nucleotide messenger RNA. Its product is annotated as putative ATP citrate lyase, subunit 1. The coding region runs from base 1 to 1953 and encodes 650 amino acids. Gene Ontology annotation, biological process: acetyl-CoA biosynthetic process; fatty acid biosynthetic process; tricarboxylic acid cycle. The record is from RefSeq and is a predicted model, not a curated record. Gene Ontology annotation, cellular component: cytosol. The transcript is spliced from 5 exons. Gene Ontology annotation, molecular function: ATP citrate synthase activity. NCBI's taxonomy places the organism in Eukaryota, Fungi, Ascomycota, Eurotiomycetes, Eurotiales, Aspergillaceae.